AUGAAUCACCAUCCUUCCUCAACUGAUCUUUUAGUGGAAGUAGAAAGGUUAAGGCAAUCAGAAGCUAAUUUGUCUGCACAAAUUCGUAAAAUGACAGAAGAACAUAAUUAUGACAACAAAAGAUUAAAGGAUAAAAUUAAUUCUCUAUUAAAUUGUGUUAAUGAAGGUAAACUUCUUCAGGAACAAGUUACAUAUUUACAAAAUAGUAUUUUAACAGCAGAAAAAGAAAAAAAUGAAGCUUUAUUAAAGAUGGAAAGUGCAAUAUCCAUGUCAACUAAACAAGACACUGAAUUAAAAAAUCUUCAAGAAAAAUAUUCUUCAUUAUUAGAAACAAAAACAGAACUUGAAAAUCAACUAAAAGUAUGGAUUGAUAAAUGUUGUUCUAUUUCAAUGGAAAGUAGUUCUACAAAAGAAAUAAAUGAUAAAAAAAAAGUUAUAUCUAAUGGUGAUGUAAAUAUAAAUGAUCUUAAAGUUAAGCUUGAUUAUGAAAAACAAAAAGUUGUUGAAUUAGAGAAUGAAUUAAAACGAAAAAAUGCUGACAUUGCUUAUAAAGAACAAAGAAUUAGUCAAAUUCUUGGUCACAUUGAUUUAUUAGAAGGAGAGAAAAGGACUUUUAUGAUAGAAAAAGAAAGAUUUACACGUAAUGUUAAAUUAGAAGAAUUAGAAAAUUUACAAAGUUUAGUAAAUGAGAAAACAACUCAAUGCAAUCAGCUUACAAAUGCUUUUUAUGAAUUACAAGAACAAUACAAAAUUUUUGAUACUAAAUAUCGUGAACUUGGAGCAAUAAAUCAAAAAUAUAAGGAAACAAUUCAAAAUCAAUAUAUUGAAAUCAACCAACAAUUUAAUAAGAUUACUGAAUACAAUAAUAAAGUGAAAGAACUUGAAGAUAAAAUUAAGGAAAAGAAUAAAGAAAUAGAAGAAAUAAAUAAUACAUUUAAAAUAUUUCAGGAUAUAAAAACACUUCCAAAUGCAUAUAAUUUAUUAGAUGAAAUAGAAGAUAAAAUAAAUAAGUUAUCACAAUUAUUGGGUGUUAGAGAAAAUGAGAAUGAGCUUGAAAAAGAAUUUGAAAAUAACAAUAUUUCAAAUGGAGAAGAAAAUAUAAUCACAACAAAUGGUAAUAGUAAUGAAAUACCAUCUGAAUUUCAAAAUACACCAAAAACAAUUGUGGAAAUGAUAAGAAAUAACAAAACAGGUAAAAUAAAUAAAAACACAAUUAAUGAAAUACCAUCUGAUGAUCAAAAAAGCAAAGUAUUAAAAUUAGAAAAGGAAGUAGAAAAUUUAUUAGAAAAAUUAUUAGAAUCCGAAAAUAAAAAUAUUUCAUUAGAGAAAUCACUUGAAAAAAUACGUACCUCAACAAAUAUAUAUGAGGAAAUUUAUAAUGAUUCUUUGGAAGCAAAUGAAGCAAAGCAAAUAUAUGAUAUAAAUUCUUCGCAAAUAAAUAAUUAUGAAGAGAUAAAAAAACCAUCACAUAUACCUUCAUAUAUAUGGGAAAAAAUUAAUCUUGACAAAAAUUUGUGCCUUUUUUUGAAACAUCAACAAGAAAAAUUAGAACAUCUUGAGACAGAGAAUGACUCAAUGCAUGAAGUUUAUCAAUUAUUUUUUAGAAAAUUACGUGAUGAUCUUCAAACAAAAAUUGAUAAUGGUAAAAAAAUUGGUGGUGAUGAUAUUAUUGCAGAAAUUUUACAAAAUAAUAUUGUUUCAAAAACAAAUAGUUCAGAAAAAGAUGAUUCUCUAUUACAAAAAGAGGAUCAACAAAAUGAAAAAAUAAAUAGUAUUAAUGAUUCUUAUCUUGGAACAGGAAAAAUCAUUGAAUUAUAA
Molecule: messenger RNA, 1818 nt
Organism: Strongyloides ratti
Lineage: Eukaryota; Metazoa; Nematoda; Chromadorea; Rhabditida; Strongyloididae
Exons: 1
Coding region: 1-1818 (605 amino acids)
Source: RefSeq, a predicted model, not a curated record